This is a messenger RNA of Zerene cesonia (dogface butterfly), 912 nucleotides long. RefSeq names its product cAMP-dependent protein kinase catalytic subunit beta-like. Gene Ontology annotation, biological process: peptidyl-serine phosphorylation. The transcript is spliced from 2 exons. NCBI's taxonomy places the organism in Eukaryota, Metazoa, Arthropoda, Insecta, Lepidoptera, Pieridae. The coding region runs from base 1 to 912 and encodes 303 amino acids. The record is from RefSeq and is a predicted model, not a curated record. Gene Ontology annotation, cellular component: nucleus; cAMP-dependent protein kinase complex. Gene Ontology annotation, molecular function: ATP binding; cAMP-dependent protein kinase activity.
AUGACUUUUUCUAAGCAGGAAAUAAAACCGUAUUCUCAUGAGUUACAAUUGAACCAUAAGCGCUAUUUAGACGUAUUAAAGCAAGAUUUUUUAGAACAUUUUGCUAAUCCUGUGAAGCGAGAGAAGUCAGCGGAGGAUUUUGAUCUCAUGGCAACUUUAGGAACUGGCGCAUUUGGGACUGUUUUUCUAGUUCGUGAUAAAAUUUCACUCGAAUAUCUUGCCAUGAAGGCGUUAGAGAAGGUCCAAGUUAUAAAAAAGAAGAAUGUUAAACAACUUUUACUUGAAAAGAAAAUUUUAGAAAGUGUCACUUUUCCAUUUGUUCUUAAUUUGGAAUUUUGUUGCAAAGACAACGUGGAUCUCAAGCCUGAAAAUAUAUUUCUCACCGAAUCCGGAUACAUUAAAUUGGGUGACUUUGGUUUCUGUAAAAUAAUACGUAAUAGAACAUGGACAAUAUGCGGUACGCCUGAAUAUAUAGCCCCGGAAAUCAUUUUAUCAAAGGGUUACACAUUUUCCGUAGAUUGGUGGUCAUUAGGCAUCCUUAUAUUUGAAAUGAUUGCUGGAUACCCUCCAUUUUAUAGUUCUGAUACAAUGAAACUGUAUGAAAAAAUAUUGGCGGGUACUUUCAAAGCUCCUAAUUGUAUGACUCCAGCUUGUAAAUCGCUGGUAAAGAGUCUUUUAGACGUUGAUCCUAUAAAACGCUUUGGAUCUUUGAAAGCUGGUGUCUUUGACAUCAAGAAGCACAUGUGGUUUGAAGAUAUUGAUUGGCAUUCUAUUCUACACCAAAGAACGUAUCCACCAUAUAAACCAGUGAUAAAGAAUAUUGGUGAUACUAGUAAUUUUUAUGGCACCGAUAAUGCAAAGUUGAAAAAGUCCCCUGAGUGUCUUUUUGAAAAGGAAUUUGAGCAUUUCUAG